AUGGCGUCCAAGUUGACUCAGUUCCAACAUGCUCAAAUGGCGGCGAUUCUCGGCCCCGAUCCAUCCCAUUUCGAAACCCUAAUUUCCCAACUCAUGUCCACCAACAAUGACCAACGUUCUCAAUCCGAAACCCUCUACAAUCUCUGCAAGCAGCAUCAACCCGACGCUCUCUCCCUCAAGCUUGCGCACCUUCUUCAGUCUUCCCCUCACCCUGAAGCUCGAGCUAUGGCGGCGAUUCUCCUUCGAAAGCUCUUAACUCGGGAUGACUCGUUUUUAUGGCCGAAACUCAGUGGUUCAACUCAGAAUACCUUAAAAUCUGUUCUUCUUGCUUGUGUUCCGAGGGAAGAUGCGAAGACGAUUUCGAAGAAGUUGUGUGAUACUAUUUCUGAGCUUGCUGCUGGGAUUAUACCUGAUUAUGGUUGGCCUGAGCUUUUGCCGUUUAUGUUUCAGUGUGUUACUUCGGAUAAUCCGAAGCUUCGAGAAUCUGCGUUGUUGAUUUUUGCGCAAUUGGCGCAGUAUAUUGGGGAAACAUUGGUUCCGCAUUUGGAUACGCUUUAUAAUGUGUUUUUUCAAUGUUUGGGUGGAAAUUCGAGUGCCGAGGUUCGGAUUGCUGCGCUUGGAGCUACGAUUAAUUUCAUACAAUGCUUAACGAGUGCUUCGGAUCGCGAUAGGUUUCAGGAUUUGUUACCUCCGAUGAUGCAGACGUUGACGGAGGCUUUGAAUUGUGGGCAGGAGGCUACUGCUCAGGAGGCGCUUGAGUUGUUGAUUGAUUUGGCCGGGACCGAGCCGAGGUUUUUGAGGAGGCAGUUGGUUGAUGUUGUUGGGGCAAUGUUGCAGAUUGCGGAGGCGGAGACUCUUGAGGAAGGGACGAGGCAUUUGGCGAUUGAGUUUGUGAUUACACUUGCUGAGGCGAGAGAGAGGGCGCCUGGUAUGAUGAGGAAGUUGCCACAGUUUAUUCACAGGUUGUUUGGGAUAUUGAUGAAGAUGUUGCUUGAUAUUGAGGAUGAUCCUGUGUGGCAUACUGCUGAUACCGAGGACGAGGAUGCCGGGGAGUCUAGUAAUUAUAGUGUUGCGCAGGAGUGCUUGGAUAGGUUGUCGAUUUCGUUGGGAGGGAAUACCAUUGUUCCUGUUGCUUCGGAGGUGUUGCCGGCUUAUCUGGCUGCUCCCGAAUGGCAAAAGCAUCAUGCUGCAUUAAUUUGUUUGGCUCAAAUUGCAGAGGGUUGCUCAAAGGUGAUGAUAAAGAACUUAGAGCAAGUGGUGUCAAUGGUGCUAAAUUCUUUUCAAGACCCACAUCCUCGUGUGCGUUGGGCCGCUAUUAAUGCAAUCGGUCAAUUAUCAACGGAUUUGGGGCCAGAUUUGCAAAUGCAAUAUCACAAUCGUGUCUUGCCUGCUUUGGCAUCUUCAAUGGAUGAUUUCCAAAAUCCUCGUGUCCAGGCACAUGCUGCUUCAGCUGUGUUGAACUUCAGUGAAAAUUGCACUCCAGAGAUCUUGACACCAUAUUUAGAUGGUAUUGUGAGCAAAUUGCUCGUCCUUUUGCAGAAUGGAAAGCAAAUGGUUCAGGAAGGGGCUUUGACUGCAUUAGCAUCAGUUGCUGAUUCAUCACAGGAGCUUUUCCAGAAGUAUUAUGAUGCCGUUAUGCCAUACCUUAAGGCUAUACUGGUCAAUGCAACUGACAAGUCCAAUCGUAUGCUACGUGCAAAGUCAAUGGAAUGUAUAAGCUUGGUUGGAAUGGCUGUUGGGAAAGAGAAGUUUAGAGAUGAUGCUAAGCAGGUCAUGGACGUUCUGAUGCAGUUACAAGGAUCACAAAUGGAAGCUGAUGAUCCAACAACUAGUUAUAUGCUUCAGGCAUGGGCAAGACUCUGCAAAUGUCUGGGGCAAGAUUUCCUUCCUUAUAUGAGUGUUGUUAUGCCUCCAUUGCUUCACUCUGCUCAACUUAAGCCUGAUGUGACAAUCACAUCAGCAGAUUCAGAUGCUGAUAUUGAUGAAUCUGAUGACGAGAGCAUUGAGACCAUCACCCUCGGGGACAAAAGGAUUGGAAUCAAGACCAGUGUUCUUGAGGAGAAAGCUACGGCUUGUAACAUGUUGUGUUGCUAUGCUGACGAGCUAAAAGAAGGCUUCUUUCCGUGGAUUGACCAGGUUGCUCCUACAUUGGUUCCCCUUCUUAAAUUUUAUUUCCACGAGGAAGUUAGAAAGGCAGCAGUGUCAGCCAUGCCAGAGUUGCUGCGCUCUGCUAAGUUAGCUGUGGAGAAGGGGUUGGCCCAAGGUCGGAACGAGUCUUAUGUUAAGCAAUUGUCUGAUUAUAUUAUACCUGCUUUGGUAGAGGCUUUACACAAGGAACCUGAAGUGGAGAUCUGUUCAAACAUGCUUGAUGCGCUUAAUGAGUGCAUUCAGGUAUCUGGAACACUUCUGGAUGAAAGCCAAGUAAGAAUUAUAGUAGAUGAGAUAAAGCAGGUUAUUACAGCGAGCGCCUCCAGAAAGGCAGAGAGAGCAGAAAGGAUUAAAGCUGAGGAUUUUGAUGCUGAAGAAGGAGAAAUUCUUACAGAAGAAAAUGAGCAAGAAGAAGAACUUUUUGAUCAGAUUGGUGAUUGCUUAGGCACUUUAAUCAAGACGUUCAAGGCAUCUUUCUUGCCCUUCUUUGAUGAGCUCUCGUCAUACUUGACACCUAUGUGGGGAAAGGAUAAAACGACAGAAGAAAGAAGAAUCGCCAUUUGUAUCUUUGAUGAUGUUGUGGAGCAUUGUCGUGAAGCAGCACUUAGAUACUAUGAUACCUUCCUUCCUUUCCUUUUGGAAGCUUGCAAUGAUGACAACUCAGAUGUUCGGCAGGCGGCUGUUUAUGGUCUUGGUGUUUGUGCCGAGUUUGGUGGAUCUGUGUUCAAGCCUCUUGUUAGAGAGGCUCUUUCAAGAUUGGAUGCUGUGAUAAGGCAUCCCAAUGCUACACGUGCAGAGAAUGUGAUGGCAUAUGACAAUGCUGUUUCAGCUCUUGGGAAGAUAUGCCAAUUUCAUCGUGAUAGUAUAGAUGCUGCUCAGGUUGUUCCUAUGUGGUUAAAUUGCUUGCCAAUUAAAGGAGAUCUAAUUGAAGCCAAGGUUGUACAUGAUCAACUUUGUUCCAUGGUUGAGAGGUCUGAUGGAGAUUUGUUAGGACCGAACAAUCAGUACUUGUCCAAAAUAGUAGCAGUAUUUGCUGAGGUCUUGUGUGCGGGUAAAGAUCUUGCAACAGAGCAAACUGCAAGCCGAAUGGUCAAUUUAUUGAGGCAACUUCAACAAACUCUACCGCCUUCGACUCUUGCAUCGACCUGGUCAUCCCUUCAACCUCAGCAGGUGUUGGCCUUGCAGUCAAUUCUCUCCCAAUAGUUUCAGGCGUCUUCAUUUCAUCUUUAUGUGAAAGCCCGCUCAACAUGUGAGCAGGUCUAUUGUCUUCUAUUUCAUUAUUCUUUUUUCAUAGCAUAUAUAAUAUCCUCGAUCGUAAAUUUUGCUGGUGGCAUGUAGUUGGUCAAUGUGUUGUCUUGGUUGGGGAAGAUCAGAUAUCAAUGUACAAUGUGUAUAUUAUGAGCUGUCUGUAAUCAGUUAUCUUGCUGUGAUCUUAAGUUAUAACAGAUGAAAAGGAAAUAGAAGAGUGUGAGGUCAUAUAUUUGUUGUCUAAUAGCGUUCAAUUUCAUGACAAUUUGAAAAAAAAAUUUGUGAAUCAAUUUUGUAGCAAUUUUGGUGU
Molecule: messenger RNA, 3706 nt
Organism: Chenopodium quinoa (quinoa)
Lineage: Eukaryota; Viridiplantae; Streptophyta; Magnoliopsida; Caryophyllales; Amaranthaceae
Product: importin-5-like
Exons: 20
Coding region: 1-3351 (1116 amino acids)
Biological process (GO): protein import into nucleus
Cellular component (GO): nucleus; cytoplasm
Molecular function (GO): protein binding; nuclear import signal receptor activity
Source: RefSeq, a predicted model, not a curated record